This is a messenger RNA of Aedes albopictus (Asian tiger mosquito), 1871 nucleotides long. RefSeq lists its product as uncharacterized. Lineage: Eukaryota; Metazoa; Arthropoda; Insecta; Diptera; Culicidae. The record is from RefSeq and is a predicted model, not a curated record. The transcript is spliced from 5 exons. The coding region runs from base 234 to 839 and encodes 201 amino acids.
GAUUUAUAACGGAUACCGUGAUAUCGAUGAUACAAAUAUCACACUUCAGUGUCUUGUUUGGAACGGAUGGAAAAUAAACAAAAUACAUCACCGCAGUAUCAUCGCUUAGCUAAACAUUCGGCGAUCGAUGCUAAAAAAAUGAAAUUUUUACAAACCUCAAUCAGUACGCAUCUUCAUCUCAUCGAGGGAGCUGCUUGUUUGUGCCGCUAGUUGGAUCAGGAAGUGAAAACAUAAUGCUUCUAAACUGGUUUUGCCUUUUGGCGGUCGGUAAUUUCCAUUUUUCGAAUGUUUUUGCUGUGCCUGCCCAAAAGUUUUCACCCGGUAUUCCCAUAACACCGACGCAAAACCAAAAUCCUGGUGAAGUCAAUGGAGUCCUUGAAGCUGGUGGUCCUGGCCCUGUCAAAGUGUCGGCUCCAACAUACACACAACCGGCUGCUCCCUCAACGGUGGUGAUCCGUACCCGGCCAACGCCUACUUCUGUGAUAGUUCAGCCGUCUCAUCAGCAGCAGCAAUCACCCGUCUACCUGGAAUCAAAUAAGCCGUUUUAUUCUUCUCCUCAGUACGCUGGUCAACAGCCUACGGCCUAUGUGUACCCCGAUGGAACAUAUGCACCAGUACCACCACAACCAAUACAAACAGGUAACGCGUAUCUGGGUUCGGGUCCUCUGAGCGCUUUGCUUGGUGAUGCUACAAGAUGGGACAGUUCCCGUCCGUCGGCUUGGGGAAGUGCGAUUCGUCCCAGUAAUGCUGGGCAGGCUUUAGGAGCACUUGGAGCGCUGGGGACCGCUGGCCUCUUAGGAGCCGGGGCAUUAGGGGCAGGGGCAUUGUUACUUGGCUAGUCGAUAAUCUAUACCGUUUAAUUCCUGAAAGAAUAAGGUUCGCCAUCUGCCACGCAUUGAUGUCUCGCAAAAUUGGAGCGACCUGAGGUGCUUUGAAAACAAACUAAUCCAUACUUUAUUGUUAUGAUGCGUGCUCAAUUACAUAUAGUAUUACAAAAAUAAUUCUAAAUAGUAUAAUAUAAUCCAAGUAGCGCUUAAACUUAAGAAGUCAUAAUAGAAACAGUUUCCCUAUACAGGUAUGUUCCGUUUUUGUCACUAUCCGAUUUCGUCAACAUAUCAUUCCGUUUUUGUCAACACUCAAACUUUGAUCAAUUUUUAUCCUCGAAUACUAGUUAUUUCUAAUUUAACAUUAAUUCUGAGGUAAUGCAUCUAUAAAUGAAUUAGAAUAAACUACCCACGAUGGCAUAAAAUACGUAUGAGCCCCUGUAGCGUAUGCGUUUUUCGUUUCGCUCAGCUGUAAGUAGUGCAUAACUCAACCGUUCUUGCAGGCAUAAUUCUACUUCGUUUUAUCACCUUAGAAACACGUAACCAAUGCUUUUAUCCAUAUGUAAAACAAAUUGCUAACCAUGAUAAAUCAAUGUAGGGAUAUUCAAGCAAAGAAACCCAUCAAAGGUCGGACAAUCCGGGACUUCAAAAAAAAAUAUCAUCCUUGAUAAUCGAACCGUUUCUUUUAUUUCAUGGGUUUAUUGAGUUAGGACACUAACAUUGAUAUUGCUUCCGGGGAUUUCUCCAGGAAGUCCAUCUGAAUAUUCCUACAGGAGCUUCCUUCCGGAGAUUCUUACGGGGUAUUUAUGCGAGAUUCCAUCUUUCGAUUACUUCUAAAAUGCAAACUUGGAUUCCUCCAGUUACUCCUGCUAGGGAUUCCACCUUGUAUGUCAUCUGUGGAUUCCUCUUGAUUUCUUAAUGGAUUCCUUCUGGAAGUUUCUCUAGGAAAUAUUCCAGAGGUUCCUUUAGAGAGUUUAGUCUGUUAAGAAUUGGUUCCUUUAGGGAACAGAAGCUUAGUUUGAGAUACAAGAAUUCGAUUCAGGGAUU